GACGCCUCUUCCGUUCACACGACCGCCCCGCGCCCUGCAUCGAAUACCACCGCGUCGCCUAUGGUGCCUAUGGGGAGGAGCGUUCGCUCGAGACUGGUGCUCUCGUAUGCCCCGGACUGGCUCGUGUGCAUUGUACUAGCAGCUGCGUUUUAUGCGCUUGAAUAUAUCGAAGGAUUUAAGAGGGAGUUCUCGUUGACCGACACUUCACUACAACAUACGUUUGCAGUACAUGAACGCGUACCAGCCCUCGCACUGUAUAUGAUAGCCGGCGUUGCGCCGCUCGUACUACAACCCCUCAUCAAUGUACUCACAAUACGGUCCUGGUGGGACCUGCACACUAGCUGGCUGGGUUUACUCCUAUCCCUUACCAUAACCGGGUCGAUAACCCAGUUCGUUAAGAUUACCGUCGGACGCCCUCGUCCUGACCUGAUUGCUCGAUGCAUCCCUAUAGCGGGUUCUGUUGACCCCCCUCUCGGGCUGUCGACAGUAGCUAUCUGCACCCAGACCGACAAACACAUGCUUCAGGACGGCUGGAGAAGCUUCCCCAGUGGCCACUCGAGCUUGACAUUUGCGGGCCUAGGCUUCCUAUCGUUUUAUCUCGCGGGGAAGCUGCACUUAUUCGACAUGCGAGGACACACAGUGAAGGCAUGGCUCGCGCUCGCGCCACUUGCGGGGGCCGCGAUGGUGGCCAUAUCGCGCACGAUGGACUACCGGCACCACUGGCAGGACGUCCUCACGGGAUCGCUGCUCGGCCUGGUGACCGCGUACUUCUCCUACCGCCAGUUCUACCCGCCGCUGUGGUCCGAGAUAUCCCACAAGCCGUACUCUCCGCGCAUCAAGCGCGGCAGCCACCUCCUCCCUACGCAUACGCGAGACCCGUCUGAGGCAGAGGUGCUAGCGGAGAUCGCUCCUAACCGCGGGGAUAUACGUCCUCGAGCUGAGAGGCGCUAUACGGACAGGCCAAGUAUAGGCGACGAGACGACUAUGGCUGCUACGACGCGCCCUGUAGAGUCCAUAGAUGGCGUGGAUACGAGGAAGGAGUCGUGGCGCGAGUCCCGUUACGAUAAUGCAGAGUAGUUGCUAU
Molecule: messenger RNA, 1084 nt
Organism: Trametes versicolor FP-101664 SS1
Lineage: Eukaryota; Fungi; Basidiomycota; Agaricomycetes; Polyporales; Polyporaceae
Product: acid phosphatase/Vanadium-dependent haloperoxidase
Exons: 10
Coding region: 61-1077 (338 amino acids)
Biological process (GO): phospholipid metabolic process
Molecular function (GO): phosphatidate phosphatase activity
Source: RefSeq, a predicted model, not a curated record